CCAGAAGCAACUGUACUUCAGCAUCCACAGUUCCAUCUCUCUCUCACUCAUUCACUCACUUAUCCAGUCCCUGCUGAGGGUUCCUUCUAUCGCUGUCUCUCUCUCUCUCUCUGUCUCUCCUGUGUUUGUCGCAGCAGCUAGCUGUCCUGUAGCUGACAUACACACACGCAUACCUGUCUACACCCAUCGAGAAUCUCAAGGUAAACGCUCUGCAAAACACAGACGAAGAGACCGAAGCCUCCACCCCGUGAGGCAGGGAAAGGAGCCGAGUCUGCAGGAUGGACGUGCUGAAGAAAGGGUUUUCCAUGGCCAGGGAAGGAGUGGUAGCUGCUGCAGAAAAAACCAAGCAGGGAGUAGAGGAGGCUGCAGCCAAGACCAAAGAAGGGGUCAUGUAUGUAGGUUCAAAGACAAAGGAAGGCAUGGUGCAGGGUGUAAACACAGUGACUGACAAGACCAGGGAGCAGGCUAACGUUGUGGGCGACACCAUCGUGGCAGGCGCUAACGAGGUCUCCACCAAGACAGUAGAAGGGGUGGAGAACGUGGCGGCAUCUACAGGACUGGUAAACCCGGAUGUACCAGUGAACCAGGAGGACUUAGCCUACCAGGCAGCAGAGGGUGCUAUUGAGCAGGCUGGAGACGGGGGACAGCAGGUUGGAUACUAGCCCUCUCCCUCAGGCCUUGUCUCGUGGAGUCCCCCCCCCCCCUUUCCUCCAGCCAGCAGGGGACCCCAGGAAGCUGUUUCUCCACCCCCACAGUCCCAGGUGUCGACUUCAAUGUUUGUUCCGAUUUAAAGGAAACCGAAAUCUGAUUUUAUAUAUAUAUAUAUAAAAUCCUCCCUCUCACCAUGGGUCUCUUCUUCCAUUCAGUGACCACAACCCCCAACAAAACAAAUGAGGCCCCCAGCUAAAUGUAUCAAACAAGGGGUGACAGCAAGAUUCUGUUUCAUUUUUUAACAGAAGUUUACAAAAAGAAAAGCAUGUUUAAGUGUAUUAAAAAAAUGAUUUUGGUUGGAAAUUGUGUGUGAGACCGACAUGUUUGCAAUACAUCUGUGCCCCUUUUCAGUUUCAGUGUUUGACCUCUCUCUAUAUUAACUUAUUUAUUUCAAAGCGCACUGUUUUCAGUGCUGGGGAGCCUGCUUGUUAGGACUGUCCAAAACAGAUCCCGUCCCUCUGUCCCCAAUUACUGUAUCUGUCCUUGUCCAAUGUCUGUCCCCUUGUGUCUGCUUUAGGUCUCUAGACAAAACCUCUACUGUUAUUAUUUUGAAGCCAAUGGAAAUUUAAGACUGCAUGUUGCCUUAAAAUACAUUUGCUGGCGUCUAACAAUACAAAGCAGAAGAAGUUGAUUUUAUAAAUACACCUACUAAAAUAAAUACAAUUGUUUUGUUUAAACCAAA
Messenger RNA from Polyodon spathula (Mississippi paddlefish), 1393 nucleotides. Its product is annotated as synuclein-like. Bases 279 to 662 code for a protein of 127 amino acids. The record is from RefSeq and is a predicted model, not a curated record. Gene Ontology annotation, cellular component: neuronal cell body; axon terminus; cytoplasm. Lineage: Eukaryota; Metazoa; Chordata; Actinopteri; Acipenseriformes; Polyodontidae. Gene Ontology annotation, biological process: synapse organization; chemical synaptic transmission; synaptic vesicle endocytosis. The transcript has 6 exons. Gene Ontology annotation, molecular function: cuprous ion binding.